Molecule: messenger RNA, 759 nt
Organism: Necator americanus (New World hookworm)
Lineage: Eukaryota; Metazoa; Nematoda; Chromadorea; Rhabditida; Ancylostomatidae
Exons: 1
Coding region: 1-759 (252 amino acids)
Biological process (GO): proteolysis
Molecular function (GO): aspartic-type endopeptidase activity
Source: RefSeq, a predicted model, not a curated record
AUGAUAAUCGUCGUAAUAGUCGUAAUAGUGUUUGUUAUGAUCGAUAUUCUUAUCGUUCUCCACGUGGUCGGUACCCUUCUAGGGAAUCGUCCCGUGAAAGAAGUUCAUCUCGCCAUUCCUCUGCAUCGUACGAUUAUCCCUAUUCACCAUCUAGUCGAUUUCAUCUAUUCACCAUCUAGGCGCCAUUAUCGCGACAGAGACUACCACCAUCAGUCUCAUCGCAACCACUCUCCCUAUCGUCGAUCUGAACGUGAUUCAGAACGAAUACGACGCCACCCGCAACGCCGCCACUCACCAUCUCCAUCUUCACCACCUUACGGGGUCAGAUUUCGUGCUAAUCCACGCGAUAGUCUUUUGCCCGUACGCCGCAGAAACCAUUUUAGCCCAGAAUCCAGUAGCCAUGUCGCCGACACGGACGACAAGAUGCAUAACGCUCUUGAUUGCCGUCCGGUCGACGACCCUUCCACCCUUACCACUUCAUCCAAUCACCAACGCCCUCUUCUUAUGACUGUUAAGGCUCACAUUCGUAACCCUAAGACGAAAACCCUUGAAACGGUCAACGUCAUGCUGGAUUCAGGAGCCCAAAGCAGCUUCAUAAGUAACGCAGCCACUAAGCGCCUAUCUCUUAAACCCUACGACCACAAGCCGCUGACCGUCAUCGGAUUCGGAGGUCAUCGUUCAACCCAAGAAUCCGGCACAGUCGACGCCACCCUCUUAGACGCCGCAAACAAACCAUUCCCUGUAACCCUACGAACUUAG